AUGGCUGAAUCGAUAGCACAGACUCACACGCUACCUGUCGCGACCCGGGACAAUGGCAGCGACUUUUACAACACGCCCGUGGCUACCGGGUCCCCCGCCUUGAAGGGGGAGAGCAAGGAGGAUGCGCCAGUAAAUGUCGAGGAACUUGAACCUUCGAAGCAGCCGGCGAUGAUCCCGGGACUGGGUCUAGUCCAGCCGAGCUCGCACGUGCCAGUCGUCAACGGCCAGCCUGUCUCUCAGACUACAGAUGUCAAAAUGACCGACGAAGACUCAAAAGAGACGGCACCGGAAGUGGCCAAACAAGAACCAAAUGGAGAGGAUCUGGUAAAGAGCGAGCCGGCCGAAGCAAUGGACGUCGACACCAAGACAACGGAAGCAGCACCGGACAACACUCAGGUGACUGAACAGCCAGAGGAGGAACAAGAGGGCGAGCAUCCAGAGUGGGAGGUUGACUCGUCACCUUACGAGUCGUCUUCAGAUAGCUCUACUUCUUCGGAUUCCGACGAUAGCGACGAUGAAGACUACCCGAUCCUUAGCCCGGAAGAACAAGCGCGGAUCCUGAUGCUAGCUGAAGGCGGCUCGGACGACGAGGGAGAAGGGAAGGGGAAGUCGGGUGGCUAUAUCAGGUCGACCAACGAAAUCGUCGAAGAUGUCCUUCCGGUUCCAGACGUCAAAAUCACACCCGAGAUGAAAAUUGUGCACUUAGGCAAGAUCCAGACCGUUGUUGAGAAUGCGCUUCUCAUCGAGGCCAACACCUCCGGAGAAUAUCAGGUUCUCGAGUCCGGUUCUUUGCUUUGUCUCAAAGAUUACACCAUUGUUGGCGUCGUAUCGGAAACCUUGGGGAGAGUGGAAAACCCCUUGUACACGGUCAUGUUUUCCUCGGCCUCGGAGCCGCAAGAGAAGGGCCUGACGAAAGACAUGGAUAUCUACUAUGUUGAGGAACACUCUACAUUUGUUUUCACCCAGCCGCUCAAGGGGAUGAAGGGAAGUGACGCCUCCAAUUUCCACGAUGAGGAGAUCGCCGAAGACGAAAUCGAGUUCUCCGAUGACGAGGCAGAGGCCGAAUACAAGAAGAGACUGAAGCAGAAACGACAGGAGAGAAAGGAGGCCCGGGGCGGCGGUGCCGCCAGAGGCAAGAGAGACCGGCCAGGUCCCUCGAAACUGAGUCAUUCCGAGCUCAAUUACGAUGAUGAGAGAGGCCAGGAAGGAUACACUCCUCUUGCUCGCCCGAAGAAUCUUCACGAGAUGAUGGGACCGCGCGAGGCACCCGUCGAAGGAAGUGAUCGCAACCCUGCUUUCCGUGGCGGCCGGGGUCGUGGUCGAGGUUCUGACCGUGGCCGAGGCGGUCGUGGCCGAGGCGCUGGACGAGGACGAGGAGGGGGAGGAGGAGGGGGCUCCUGGAAUCAAGACCAGGGCCGACCUCAAUACGGGGAUGCUCAGUCUCAGCCUCCUGGCUACGCGCCCCAAGCGUAUCAGCAACAGCCUGCGUACGGCAUGCCCCAGCCUUUCGCCGCCUAUGGGCAACAGCCCCAGCAGCCGCAGCCGUUUGCCCCUGGUGCUGCUCCGACGCAGUUUCCCUUCCAAUUCCCCUUCCAGCAAGCCUUCCCACAGCAGCAGCAGUCCAAUUCCUUCCCCUCCAUUCCUCACGGGGCUCAUAUCAAUCCUCUGUUCUUGGCAGCCCUGCAACAACAGCAGCAGCCUCAGCAAUAUCAGCAACCUCAGCAAUACCAGCAGCCUCAGCAGGCUCCAGGACAGACUCAGGCGCAAAACCCGCCUAUGAACUUCGACCAGGUCAAAGCGCAAUUGGAACUGCUGCGUAAUCUCAGCAAUGGGAACCAGGGGCCUCCUCCGUCGUAA
Penicillium riverlandense is the source of this 1857-nucleotide messenger RNA. Its product is annotated as RNA-binding snoRNP assembly protein NAF1. Lineage: Eukaryota; Fungi; Ascomycota; Eurotiomycetes; Eurotiales; Aspergillaceae. Bases 1 to 1857 code for a protein of 618 amino acids. Gene Ontology annotation, molecular function: RNA binding. The record is from RefSeq and is a predicted model, not a curated record. The transcript has 2 exons. Gene Ontology annotation, biological process: pseudouridine synthesis; ribosome biogenesis; box H/ACA snoRNP assembly. Gene Ontology annotation, cellular component: sno(s)RNA-containing ribonucleoprotein complex.